CUUCCUUACAAGGCUAAAGCAAGAGGCUUUCCUUUCUCUGGCUGCCCCAAGCUCUCAAAAACAGCAGAACAAGUGGUAGGAUCAUACUGGAGUGCAGACGGGAUGUGGAGGCUGCCAGAGAUGGGGAGAGAAUAAAGAACCGAGCAAGCAGUUGUGCUCUAGCUCCAGCAGAGGAUAGGAGCAGAGAAUCAUUAUAAUCUUUAAAAAGAACCAGUUCUUCCAAAGAAAUAUAAGAAGCAGCUGAAACCGACAAAAGAUCAUUGAAAGGAAGGAAAUGCAACAUGAGAGGUAAAGCUAAUGAAGGUUAAUUCAAGAACUUUGCUGGGAACUGUGACGAAUCAUGAGCCCAGUGUAUUAUUUCCCUUAAACAAUAGCUACAGAUUCCUGUCAAAGGCUUCGGGGCAGACUUCAGAUAGGCACACCCUGAGUCGGUGAAUUCAGCUGUCAGGGAUGGAGGUGCUACGCCGUUCCUCGGUCUUUGCUGCGGAGGUGAUGGAGGUUUUUGAUCGGUCUCCCACCGACAAGGAGCUGGUGUCCCAGGCUAAGGUGCUCUGCAGAGACUACAUACAUUCCCGGCUGCUUUGGGCUGGCAUUGGCUGGAGCAAACCAGAGCACAGUGCACCCAUGCCUGGCGGCAGACUGGCUGAGGUGUCCAGCGUGCUUCUGCGACUAGGGGACGAGCUGGAAUACAUCCGACCAAAUGUUUACCGGAAUAUUGCCCGCCAGCUGAACAUCUCACUGCACUCUGAGACCGUGGUGACUGACGCCUUCUUGGCAGUAGCGGCCCAGAUCUUCACGGCAGAUGAGCAGCAUGGUUCCCCCGUCAACAUGGAUGGAUGCCGUAAACAGUCUGUAGGACAUGGGGGCCAGAGUGUGUCUGGCUCAGUGGGGUGUGCAGAGAGCAGAGACAGAACGGGAACCUUCUCUGCUACUGACCAGUGCUCAGAUGCAAGCCCAGCUCUUGUACUUGGGAACGUGUGAUGGGUCCUGAUGAUGUCACAGUGAAGGGAGGAGCUGGUAAUCUAUUACCCUCAACGCCUCCAUACUGCCAGCAAAGGCGUUUCCAUGCCAGGGGGACUGGAUAGUGGAUCCUGUGAAGGUGGGGAAUAGGUACUUCUGUGACCUCUGCCAUACUAGAAAUCCUGGAGUAAUUGUAAGCCCAAGUCUGCAGCAUGGGGCUGCUUGGGAGCUCAUGCUGGGACAGUGAACUUCUCCAUAUCCCACCUUGCUGCUAGGGCACAAUCUAGUCCUCAGUCCUUGGAGUGGCCUAGGCCAGUCGGCCUAGGGUUUGCCAGUAAGGAGCCAAACUCUGUCAGACUCCACCCCUCUUUCGGCAGGAAUUUUUAACUGGAAUCAGCAAGGUGGACACAGCACGGGUAUUGUAACUAUUUGUACCGCCAGCAUUGCUACUGCAUAUAAUGAUGGCUGAACAGAUGCCAUGUGGCCUGGCUGUGCCUUCACAAUGACAGCGGCAAACUGAGCGAGGGGUUGAGUCUACACUUGCAGGCCGUCUGUUGGAGGCAUGGGGGAGGCGCGCAGCACAAAUACACUUUCACCUGCCUUUGUAACAACUCUUUUCCCCCUGCCUGCAAAAAUUCUCAGCCUCUUCCUGGUUUGCUGGUGCUGUCCCAGAACACAUCCCUUUGACAUCACAGAGAUGAAAGGUUGGUAUUCGAAACAAAUAAUCUGAAUCUAGUAUUUGAUGUGAGAACAUGUUGCAGUCUGGGAUAUCUUCAGCAAACUAAGAGGUAGUAGAGAAUUCCCCAGGGCAGGGAAAACCUGUUUAUAAAGGUAGAUUUCUGUGAUGAAUGUCCCUUAGCUGGGAAGGCACUGGAUCCCUGGGACCCCUGUGUAAAGUCAGAUGGUUUAGUUCUUUCUCACCUGGGACUAGGCCCCUCCAGCCUUCCUGUUUAUCUGGCAGUCCUACACUGCAUCCUGCUAAAUAGAGGAGCCAGGUAGAAGGCUGGGGUGGAAGGCAGGGAGAUGGCACAAUGACAAGCCUGUAGUGUCAGCCUCAGACUGCAGAUGGACGACGAAGGAACAAGGACAAAGGCCACGGUGGGCACGGCUGUUCUGUGGCACCUGUUGCUAGAGAUGUCCAUUGUUCUGGGAGGGAUGAGUGCAGGGCCCAGUGCCCCCAUGGCCUGGCUGGUGGAGCAUACAUCUGUGUGUGUGUUGAUGGCAGGGGCUGGGUUGUAACAUGUCAGUAACCUGGGUACACUAUGCUGUGUAGACAUGCCAUACGAUGAAUUCAGCAUGGCUUCGGAGUUCACCUUUAAGUGGGGACUGACUGGCUAAGCAGCAGUUCUGCACAAAAGGACCUGGGGAUUACAGUGGAUGAGAAGCUGGAUAUGAGUCAGCAGUGUGCUCUUG
Messenger RNA from Chrysemys picta bellii (western painted turtle), 2373 nucleotides. The record is from RefSeq and is a predicted model, not a curated record. NCBI's taxonomy places the organism in Eukaryota, Metazoa, Chordata, Testudines, Emydidae.